GGCGGAAGACUAGAACAGAAGCCCGACUCCAGAUCCCUGAACUCCUGCUCUUCAAGACGGCAAUCCCGAUACCCAAACCUUUAACCGCCUUCCAAUCGACAGAGGGAGGGACGCCGCCACGCCUUUAACCGCCUUCCAAUCCUCCAGGCCUCCGCUCGCAGCCUCGCAAGGCUGGCUUAGUCGCUCACUGUUGACUGUGCUUAGUGCUUACUAGUUACUACUGUCUACUCAAGGGCUGAAUCAGUUAACCAGGUAUGAAGUUAUUUGAAAACGAUGAUGAUUAUGAUGAAGUAGAGUUGAACAAAAUCAAGAUCAAUGAGGAGUUUGCUCGCCGGUUCGAGCACAACAAGAAGAGAGAAGACCUUCACAGAUUUGAAGAGCUGAAGAAGAAAGGUCUAGUUGAUGAAGAUGAGGAGCCUGAUGAAGAUGACAGUGAAGGUUUUGGAAAGUCAAUUAAUAAGAAGGAUACUGAGUUUUUCGAUGCUCUGCUCAAGAUCAGGAAGAAAGAUCCCAUGUUGCAAAACAAAGAUGCGAAACUAUUUGAGUCUGAAUCUGAUGAGUCGGACCCUGAUUCUGAGUCUGAUAACGAAAAGAAAGCCAAUGAAAAGAAAAAGCCAUUGUAUUUGAAAGAUGUAAUAUCAAGGCAUUUGAUGGAGGAGGGACCAGAAUUUGAUGAUGAGGAUGAAGGAAAGGAUGAGAAGAAGCAAAAGACAUACUCAGAAGAGCAAGAGGAGCUCAGGAAGGAGUUCUUGGAUGCAGUGGAGAAGAUGGACAUGGAAGCUGAGGACGGGGAUGACUUUUUAAAGGUUAAGGGGAGUGGGAAUACGGGAGGUGAUGAUGAUGAGGAUGGUGAUGAUGGAGAGUUUUCCAAGAAGUUAGAAGAGUAUUUCGGGGAGGAUAACAAGUUAGAUGAGAACGACCGGUUUUUGAAAGAUUUUUUCCGGAAUAAAAUGUGGUUGGAUGAUGACAAUAAUAAAGUCAGGAAGGUGGAUGAUGAGGAAGAGUCGAUACUCUCAGAGGAUGAGGAAGCAAUUGAGAAGCAGGAGGAUUAUGAGAGGGAAUUUAAUUUUAGGUUUGAAGAGAAUGCUGGUGAUAGGGUUUUGGGGUACUCAAGGAAAGUGGACGGUUCGGUAAGGAAAAAACCAAAUGCAAGAAAAUUGCAGAGGGAGAGAAAGGAAGAGAGGAUGGCUAGGGAAGCGGAGGAGAGGAAAGAGGAGUUGAAGCGGUUGAAGAAUUUGAAGAAGAAAGAGAUGAACGAGAAACUUCAAAAGAUUAAAGAGAUUGCUGGAAUCAGAGAUAAUGUGGAUUGUUUGAUAGACGAGGAUGAUCUCGAAGCUGAAUUCAACCCAGAGGAGUAUGAUAGCAAGAUGAACAAAACAUUUGGAGAUGAUUAUUAUAAUGAAGAUGAUACCAACCCCAGUUUUGCGAGCGAUGGUGAUGAAGAUCUUGAAAAACCGGACUUUGACAAGGAGGACGAGUUACUUGGGCUUCCAACCGGUUGGGAAAGAAACUUGAAAAGGGGUGAGGCCUACGAUGAUGAUGAUGAAGAUGAAGAUGUGGGGCCAAUCCAUAAAAAUGCUGCAAUGCAGGCUGCUAAGGACCAAUUAAUGGAUGAAUAUUACAAGUUAGACUAUGAGGAUGUAAUAGGUGACUUAAAGACGAGGUUCAAGUACAAACCCGUUAACCCUAAAAGGUAUGGUUUGAAAACGGAGGAGAUUAUAAUGUUCGAUGACAAGGAAUUGAAUCAAUAUGUGCCUCUGAAAACAUUGGCUCCAUAUAGAGAAAAAGAGUGGAAGGUCCCACGGACUAAGAGAUACCAGCAGAAGCAGAAAUUUAGAGAGUUAUUGCUCGAGGGUGUCCAGAAAUUGAACUUCGAAAAGUUUGAGAAGAAGAAAAAGAGGCCAAGUGAGACAGAAACGUCUAAGGUGGUAAAUUCCAUCGAAAAUGGAGGUGAUGAUACAAGUGGUAAUUUAUCCAGGAAGAAAAGGAGAAAGCUUCGUCAAGCAGAAAUGAAGUUAUCCCGUCAAAGGCUUAUGGCAUAUGGAAAGAAAUAAUAAGAGCAUUAAUAUUGAGAAGUAGCCAUUUGGAAGUAGCCAUUUGCAAUCUGAACAUGGGGGGAUUGGAAGCCAAUAUUUGCAGAAACAGGGGAAGUGAAGUUUUUUAUAUUUGUUGUGUUGGACUCGUGUCACGUUUGAAGACAUGAAAAAGAAUGCUGUAAUGAUCUCUCUCUGGUCGGGUGUGGUCCAGGUUUUUAUGUUGGAUUGGAUGCAUCAUUUUAAUACGGAAUAAUUUAUUUGAAUGGCUAAUUUUGUACUGCGUAUUAUUUAAAAUGCAGUAUAUAAUUUUGGGAGAAUGAUAAC
Messenger RNA from Cuscuta epithymum, 2360 nucleotides. The record is from the annotation of a GenBank genome assembly. Lineage: Eukaryota; Viridiplantae; Streptophyta; Magnoliopsida; Solanales; Convolvulaceae.